Drosophila mojavensis is the source of this 1193-nucleotide messenger RNA. It is a transcript of the gene BCL7-like, whose product is annotated as B-cell CLL/lymphoma 7 protein family member A. Lineage: Eukaryota; Metazoa; Arthropoda; Insecta; Diptera; Drosophilidae. The transcript is spliced from 3 exons. The record is from RefSeq and is a predicted model, not a curated record. Bases 251 to 658 code for a protein of 135 amino acids.
UUAUCUUUGCCUAUCGGUAUAUAGGCAUUUUUCAAUAUUUAUCAACAUACCAAGUGAAACGCGAACUUCUCAACACUAGUCGGAGCAUAUAUUGACACAUUGAAGGAGAUCAGUGGAGCGAAACGUUUCGCAAGUUAAGCCACAGCGCGCCUAAAGCUUCCUCGCAUUGCAGACUGAAUUGUAUCGCCAGCAGCACCGCCGUCGCCUCUCAGACGCCAUCUCCCUGCCCUGCUCCCAGAUUCCAGACAACAUGUCACGUAGUGUGCGCGCCGAGACACGCAGCCGGGCCAAGGAUGACAUCAAGCGCGUCAUGCAGGCCGUCGACAAGGUGCGGCACUGGGAAAAGAAAUGGGUGACCAUCAGCGACACGACCAUGAAGAUCUACAAAUGGGUGCCCAUAUCGUCCAACAGCGAGAAGAAGUCCAAGCUGCAGCUGAACAACAAACUCAGCGACAAGGAGAACUCGCAAAAGGGCACGCCCACCCCGCCUCAAAUAACGCCCAGCUACGCAGGGCUCACGGCCGAGGACUCCAAUACUUGCUUCUCAGUGGUGAGCGACAGUCAGGGAGCUGACUUCGUGUCCAGCAUGCCCUUCUCCGAGGACUCCAACUCACAGGGCAGCGAUGGGCCGGUGAAGCGCCUCAAGACGAGUGAUUAGCUAGCCGUCCACAUUCACCACACGUUUAUCAGCUAAGCCAAUCCCACACAGGCACACGCACACGCACACGCACACGAACACUCACUAACUACGUAUGUAUGUAGUAGUGUACAGACGGUGUGUGCAUGGGCGUGUGCGUGUGAGUCGUUCGGAAUUAUUUAAACAAUUUUUUUAUAUAGAGAACUAAACGUAAACGAGUUAAAUUGUAAGUAAACUGAUAAUCAUCUGCCUCACCAAGACUUAAGCAAUUCUCCUAAAAAGUCUAACCAUAAGUAAAUGAUACCUAAACACAUUAACUUAAAUAUGCAUACUGUACACAUAGUAUUUAAUAUACAUACGCAGGCAUAUUGCUCUAUGAUCAUAACGUUAGUUAGACCUAAGACAGUCACACUUUUAUAUGCUGUAUGCUUUUAUUGUACGUUGCGUCGCGAUCGAGCGGAUUGUCCCCUAUGUUUAGGCCCUUAGCAUUUAGCACAAAUAAUUAUAUCAAUUUAUUUAUUUGCACAAACAAUAAACAAACAACAAAAUGAAACAA